ACAAGAAUAUUUACUUUGUAAAAGAAAGACAAAAAAUUUCCUUAAAUUCGUAACUGAAUACUUAUUUAUCAUUCAUAUUGAUUCGAAUCAAGGUUCUCGAUUACAUCAAAUGAAAAGAGAUUUAAAUUUUAUUCAAAUUCAUUGUUCAUCUCAAUUAUUUCAACAUUUAUUUGAUCAAUUAGAAUUAAUUCUUUUAAUAAGAGGAAAACAUUUCGAAAAAUUCAAGAAUUUUAUUGAUAAAAUUAAAAUAGAUUUUCAAGAAAAACAAAAUAAUAUUGAUGAGAAUAUUCGAAUUAUGAAUUACAUUAAAAGAAAUCGAAAAUCCGAUAUUUUUCAAUUGUUUAAUAAACAUAUCACAUCGAACGAUAUUGAUACAGAUAUUCAAGAAUUUACUAACAAUUUCUAUUUAACCAAUGAAUUGAAAUCGAAAAUCAAAAAUAAAAAAGAUGUUAUUGAAAUGAACGAUAGUUUGAAAUUUGAUAAUGAAGGAAAAAUAUUAUCAAAAGAAAAUGACGAAUCUAUCUAUAAAAGUAUUUAUAAAGAAAUUGAAUUGAUCAACGGAUUUACACAGUACUCUAUUGAAUAA
This is a messenger RNA of Didymodactylos carnosus, 586 nucleotides long. NCBI's taxonomy places the organism in Eukaryota, Metazoa, Rotifera, Eurotatoria, Philodinida, Philodinidae. The record is from the annotation of a GenBank genome assembly.